AUGACGGUAUACAAAUGGAAUUCUCUAGUACCAGUCCAUCUUUACUCCAAAAUAAAAUCGCUCUUGGUCCAAACAUCUAUUAAAUAUAAAAGCAAUGUUGAAAUCGCUAUCGCUCGUCAACAUAACUGCACCAUUACCUCAAAAGUAACGACACUAAAUCGCGCCGUCGCCAUACACUGCUUGUUUAUCUUAAGGAUCCGGCGUCUGGGGCUGGAGGUGGCCCUUAAUAAAUCUGAGGCCAUUUGCUUCCAUAGGGCUCGGCGGGGUCCACCGGCAGGUUCACACAUUGUGGUUGGAGGGGUUCGUAUCGCAGUCAAUUCGACAAUGAAAUAUCUUGGUCUGGUCCUUGACAGUCGUUGGAACUUCGGACCCCACCUCCGACAACUGGUUCCCAAAUUGAGGGGAGCAGCAGCGGCGCUUUCGCGGUUGCUUCCCAAUUUGGGGAAUCCUAAUACAUCUUGCCGGUGGCUAUACAUGGGGAUCGUGCGGUCAAUGGCCCUCUACGGGUCACCAGUUUGGGCGGAUGGACUGACGGCGCCCAAUGUCGCUUUACUGCGAAGUUCGCAGCGCGCGAUGGCCAUCAGAGUCAUAAGGGGUUACCGCACGAUCUCCUUCGAGGCUGCAAGCCUCUUAGCUGGAUCUCCACCCUGGGACUUGGAAGCAAAGGCUCUCGCAUCACUAUAUAGGUGGCGCGGGGAGCUGGCUGCCCGGGGCGAGCGAUUUCCACCUCGAGUUCUUGAGGCACGAAGAACUGAACUCCGUUGUGACACAAUAACGGAGUGGAAAACACGACUUGCGCAACCUAGUGCAGGGCACGCCAUUAUAGCGGCAGUAAAUCCCGUCAUGGAGGCGUGGAUCGGCAGAGGGCAUGGUGUCCUAACCUUCCGGUUAACACAGGUACUUUCCGGACAUGGCUGCUUUGGAAAGUACUUGUGUCGCAUAGGCCGGGAGCAGACAUCGGUGUGUCAUCACUGCGAUGGUGGUUUGGAGGAUACGGCGCGGCAUACGCUCGAAGAAUGUUCUGCAUGGGCAGAGCCGCGCCGUGAACUCAUUGCAGUCCUCGGCGGGACAGACCUCUCACUGUCGACUGUUAUACAAGCUAUGGUCAACAGUGAGAGUGCAUGGGACGGAGUCGCUUCCUUCUGUGAACAAGUCAUGUUGGCAAAGGAAGCGGCUGAAAGGGAGAGGGAAUCAAGAUCUUUUCCCUCCCGCCGUAGACGCGCCAAUCGUCAGCGCCGUGAGGCGGCAGCCGAUCUACGACCUCCAUAGGAAAGGCCUGCGGGCGACUGACUGGGGGAGUCAGACGUCCGCUGUAUAGGCGAGAGUAGGCGUUAGCGUAGUGUUCCACGCGCGCUACUCGAGGAAGGGAAACAGCCUCCCAGGGCCGCUAACGUGGCGGGACCUGCCGCGAACGAGCGGUAGGUCGAAGCCUGCCGGGUGCGGUGAAUCCGUGAGGGCAGCCCGGAUCACGGCCACAGGCAGUGGAGGAACACCGCGGUGGUUUUAGCCGGUAAGAGUCCGGCACACCCCUCCGUCGUCCCCACGGCGUGGGAAGUCCAUGAGGAUUUCCAUCGCGUUACAAAAAAAAAAAAAAAAAAA
Molecule: messenger RNA, 1599 nt
Organism: Spodoptera frugiperda (fall armyworm)
Lineage: Eukaryota; Metazoa; Arthropoda; Insecta; Lepidoptera; Noctuidae
Exons: 2
Coding region: 1-1269 (422 amino acids)
Source: RefSeq, a predicted model, not a curated record